Molecule: messenger RNA, 2988 nt
Organism: Perognathus longimembris pacificus (Pacific pocket mouse)
Lineage: Eukaryota; Metazoa; Chordata; Mammalia; Rodentia; Heteromyidae
Gene: Lrfn4
Product: leucine rich repeat and fibronectin type III domain containing 4
Exons: 3
Coding region: 799-2709 (636 amino acids)
Molecular function (GO): protein binding
Source: RefSeq, a predicted model, not a curated record
GGCGCGGCGCGGGUCCCAGGCCGAGCCCUCCCGGCCCCACCCCGCAGCGGCCCGCCGGGGGCGCCGCCCCAGCCCCCCGGGACCCCGCGCCGUGGGGGACCCGCCACGUGACUCGGCGAUGCAGAACGGUGGUGACCUUCAGCGCGCGUCUGUGGGCGCGGGGGUCCCGGCCGCGGAGCGGGUGCGGGCCGCUGCGGGCGUGCUGGGGCGGGCGCCCGGCGACGCGUGACGGGGGCCCGUCCCGGGGAUGCCGAGGGGCCCGCGGGCCGGCGCUUUGUCUGCUGUCUGCAGAGCCGCGGCGGGCCGGGCGGCGCGGGAUGCCGGGGCGCCCGGGCGGCCGGGGGCGCGCGCGCCGGGCCGGGGGAAGGAGAGCGCUGCGGCGGCCGCGGGGGGCCGCGCGCUGAGCCCGCGCCGGCCCGGGCCUCGGGCGUGACCGGGCGCCUCCCGUGGGCGCCGCAGUGGCCGCGUGUCCCCGUGACCUCGGGGGCUGGCCCGGGCCCGGGUGGAUCCCCGCGCGCCCCUCCCCGCCGCCCUCCACGUGCGUGUUCGCGGCGCGCGUGCCCGGCGGCGCGCGCCCGCCUGCCUGUCGCGGCCGCCGCCACCGCGGACCGCGCGGGGAAAAGGUGCCGGGAACCAGAAAGCCGGGGCCGCGGGCCCGAGCGCCAUGGGCCGGAGGGCGCACGGCGGGCGGCCCAGGCCUCGCCCCCGCCACACAGCGCCCCGGAGUCGGCGGGGGCCGGCUGGGCCCGCGGGGAGGCCGGCCCGAGCCCCCUGAGCGACGGACACAGGGCGCGCGCCAUGGCCCCUCCGCUCCUGCUGCUGCUGCUGGCCAGUGGAGCAGCCGCCUGCCCGCUGCCCUGCGUCUGCCAGAACCUGUCGGAGUCGCUCAGCACCCUCUGCGCCCACCGAGGCCUGCUGUUCGUGCCGCCCAACGUGGACCGGCGCACCGUGGAGCUGCGCCUGGCCGACAACUUCAUCCAGGCCCUGGGGCCUCCUGACUUCCGCAACAUGACCGGGCUGGUGGACCUGACGCUGUCCCGCAAUGCCAUCACGCGCAUCGGGGCCCGCGCCUUCGGGGACCUGGAGAGCCUGCGCUCCCUGCACCUGGAUGGCAACCGGCUGGUGGAGCUGGGCGGCGGCAGCCUGCGGGGCCCCGUCAACCUGCAGCACCUCAUCCUCAGCGGCAACCAGCUGGGCCGCAUCGCGCCCGGGGCCUUCGAUGACUUCCUCGACAGCCUCGAGGACCUGGACCUGUCCUACAACAACCUGCGGCAGGUGCCCUGGGCGGGCAUCGGCGCCAUGCCCGCCCUGCACACCCUCAACCUGGACCACAACCUCAUCGACGCGCUGCCGCCCGGCGCCUUUGCCCAGCUCGGCCAGCUCUCCCGCCUGGACCUCACGUCCAACCGCCUGGCCACCCUGGCCCCCGACCCGCUCUUCUCCCGCGGCCGGGAGGCCGAGGCGUCCCCCGCCCCGCUGGUGCUGAGCUUCAGCGGGAAUCCGCUGCACUGCAACUGCGAGCUGCUGUGGCUGCGGCGCCUGGCGCGGCCCGACGACCUGGAGACCUGCGCCUCCCCGCCCGGCCUGGCCGGCCGCUACUUCUGGGCCGUGCCCGAGGGCGAGUUCUCCUGCGAGCCGCCCCUCAUCGCCCGCCACACGCAGCGCCUGUGGGUCCUCGAGGGCCAGCGGGCCACGCUGCGCUGCCGGGCGCUGGGGGACCCGCCGCCCACCAUGCACUGGGUGGGCCCUGACGACCGGCUGGUGGGCAACACCUCCCGGGCCUGGGCUUUCCCCAAUGGGACCCUCGAGAUCGGGGUGACGAGCGCCGGGGACGCCGGAGGCUACACCUGCAUUGCCACCAACCCUGCUGGCGAGGCCACCGCCCAGGUGGAGCUUCGGGUGCUGGCCCUGCCCCACGGCGGGAACGCCAGCGCCGAGGGCGGCCGGCCGGGGCCCUCCGACAUCGCCGCCUCCGCCCGAACUGCUGCCGAGGGCGAGGGGACUCUGGAGACUGAGCCUGUAGUGCAGGUGACAGAGGUGACGGCCACCUCGGGGCUCGUGAGCUGGGGCCCGGGGCGGCCCGCGGACCCCGUGUGGAUGUUCCAAAUCCAGUACAACAGCAGCGAGGAUGAGACCCUCAUCUACCGGAUCGUCCCCGCCUCCAGCCACCACUUCCUGCUCAAGCACCUGGUUCCGGACGCUGACUACGACCUCUGCCUGCUGGCCCUGUCCCCCGCCGCGGGGCCCUCGGACCUCACCGCCACCAGGCUGCUGGGCUGCGUCCACUUUUCCACGCUGCCAGCCACCCCCCUGUGCCACGCCCUGCAGGCCCACGUGCUGGGCGGGACCCUGACUGUGGCUGUUGGUGGCGUGCUGGUGGCUGCCUUACUGGUCUUCACUGUGGCCUUGCUGGUUCGGGGCCGGGGAGCUGGGAACGGCCGCCUCCCACUCAAGCUCAGCCACGUCCAGUCCCAGACCAAUGGCGGCCCCAGCCCCACCCCCAAGACCCACGCGCCGCGGAGCCCCCCGCCCCGCCCCCAGCGCAGCUGCUCCCUGGACCUGGGGGACAGCGGCGGCUGCUACGGGUAUGCCAGGCGUCUUGGGGGCGCCUGGGCACGGCGGAGCCACUCUGUGCAUGGGGGGCUGCUGGGGGCGGGGUGUCGGGGCCUGGGGGGCAGCGCAGAGCGGCUGGAGGAGAGUGUGGUGUGAUGGGGGCGACUCCGCCGGUGCCCGGAGGAGCAGGUGGGGUGCUGGCCGGCGGUCCAGGAUGGCGGCACCGCCCUGGCUCCUCCCGGUUUUUAUCCUCGGUACCUCAGGCUCCCCGUGUUCUUGGUGGGACGGCAAGCCCUUUCCUUGGUUCUGGCCUCCAGGCCAGGGUAAAGGGACAGGUCCCUCCGACAGGUGCUCAAAGCCACCAAGGCAGAGGCUGCAGCCACCAAGUGGGAGUCUUGUUUCUAUUUAUAAUAAAAUGUUGGGGACACCCCUCCA